Messenger RNA from Chlamydomonas reinhardtii, 2481 nucleotides. RefSeq lists its product as uncharacterized. Gene Ontology annotation, molecular function: protein binding; protein kinase activity; ATP binding. The coding region runs from base 49 to 2235 and encodes 728 amino acids. Gene Ontology annotation, biological process: protein phosphorylation. The transcript has 10 exons. Lineage: Eukaryota; Viridiplantae; Chlorophyta; Chlorophyceae; Chlamydomonadales; Chlamydomonadaceae. The record is from RefSeq and is a predicted model, not a curated record.
CUGUUUCCACUGCAACCAUUGAUUCAGGCCAUGCUUCUGCGCAGCAGCAUGCUUAGCUGCGGUCGUUGCGGCUCCGCGCAGCAGCACUCCAUGCACCUGCUGCAGCAAGGGCGCUCGCUGCAUGCGUUGCCGCCGCUGCGCCCUGCGCCGGCACCGCGCCUGAGCGCCGUCUGUGUGGUGGCUGGCAAGGCCAAAAAGCAGCGACAGCAGCGCCGCGAUGGCGGGGGCGGCCGCGGAAGUGGAGGCGAGGCAACCGUGUCGGGCGCCCGACCCCAGCUGCUGCCGAGGGUGAACGGCGGCAUGGAUGCAGCCCCCGGGUUCAGGGAGCCAUCCGUGCACGGGUUUUCAAAUCGGCCUAACCAGUCGCUGCCCCCAGAGCUUGUGCUGCUGCAGCAGCUGGGCGGAGGCCUGGGCCCUUUGGCGAACCCCUUCGCAUCGUUCGCGCACUCCUUUUCGGACGCCUUUGUGGACCCUUUUGAGGAGCUGCAAAAGCAGCGCAUGAUCAGCAAAUGCUUGCAGAAGGACAUCAGCCCCCUGCACCUGGCUGCUGGCGCGGGGAUGCAGGAGGAUGUGCGGCGCAUGCUGCAGCAGUGGGGCUUCCUGCCGGCGGCUGCCACGGAGUGGGAGGCGGAAUGGGGGGAUUACGGCAGCGACCGCGACGGGGAGGGGGACGAUGACGGCAGCAAUGAGUUUAUGCACCCGGAUGCUCAGGACUUUGAGGGGCGGACGCCGCUGCAUUGGGCUUGCAGCAACGUUUUGCGCCGCCAUGCUAAGGAGGCCCCGCCGGCCCCCGACAAGAAGCGCGUUGUGGAGUGGCUCCUGCAGGCGGGAGCCCACGCGGACACUGUCACGCACGACGGCCACACGCCGAGCAUGUAUAUCGUCGAGAGUGCCAAAGGAGCCGAAGCAGUCGGCUGCCUGGCUCUGCUGCAGCGCUACGGCGCCGACCUGCACGUGCUGGACGAGCAGGGCCGGUCGCUGCUGAUGCGGGCGGCGGCGGCAGGCAACGUGGAGGCGGCCAGGUGGCUGCUGGAGCAGGGGCUCGACCCAGCGCUCGUGGACAAACAGGGCCGGCGUGUGGAGCACCACGCGCAGAGGAAGGUGCGCAAGCAGAUCAACGCCGCCGCCGCCUCCAUCGUGGAGAUGUCUUCCGCUGGAGCUGCAGCCACGGCGGCGACACCGGCAAAGCUGGGCUGUGGCGAUGCUUUAGCGGCUGGCCCGCCCCAGCUGCUACUGCCGCAGCGCAGCAGGCGGCUUCAGCUGCCGCCGGAAGGCUGUCCGGAGCUGGAGCCCCGGCAGCUGGUCUGGGGCAAGAUGCUGGGCAGUGGUUCGUACGCAGUGGUGCACGCCGGCAGCUACCGGGCCCAGCCAGUCGCCAUCAAGGUGCCCAAGCUGCACACGGAGGAGUACGCCAUCAACUUCAUCGCGCAGCAGCAGGAGUUGCAAGCGCUGGCGCGGCUCGCGGCUGCGGCGACAGCGGUGGAGGCUGACUGCUGCGGCGGCAGUAUGAGCGGUGCUGGCGGGGCCUCGCACGUGCUGGACUUCAAAGGGGUGGUCACGCGGCGUGAUGGAGCGCAGGCGCUGGUGCUGGGCAGGUGUGUCACGGCACUGAGCGAUGAGGCGGCCCUUGCCAAGCUGACUGCUGCAGACCGGUUCCGUGUGGCGCGGGAGUUGGCCCAGGGUCUUGCCUUUAUGCAUGAGCACGGGGUCGUGCACAAAGACCUCAAGAUUGACAAUGUGCUCCUGGAUUCCACCGGCGGGGUCAAGAUAUGCGACUUCGGCCUGAGCGCUAUCGCCUCACCGGCCACAAACAAAGGCGCCGGUGUGGGCUGGGCGCCGCUGCAAGACGAGAGCUUUGGGGGCGACCAGGGUGGCAACCCCUUCUGGUCGGCUCCAGAGCUGGUCAACUGCUGGCCUUACAGCGGCAAGGCGGAUGUGUGGACCUGGGGCAUCAUGCUUUCGCAGCUGGCGGGGUGGCGCGGCGCCACCCCCUUUCCUAGCAUGGACUCGAGCACGGUCUACAUUGUGCGGACGUCACCGCAGCGCCUGGGCCCGGAGCACCUGCGGCGCCACAUCCUGCGGCACACGCGCACGGACAGCACGGAUGUGCGCCAGCUGGUGUCCGACUGCGUGCAGGCCGACCCGGCGGCGCGGCCCAGCAUGAGUGAGGUGGUGCAGCGGCUGGAGGGCAUGGCGGUGCAGGCCCUGCCGCGGCCGGAGCGCGGCGGCGUUUAGGUAGGCCUCUGAUGUAGGCGCGCCGAGGGCAUGAGUGCUGUACAGGGCGCAGACGUGGUAGCAGGUCCGAGCAUGCGUGCGUGGAGGGGGGUAUGAAGUACCCCCCGCGCUUAAGAUUUCGGAACGGCUGGCAGCUGUUGUUUGCCGAGUGUCACACCUGUUGUUGCUGCGGCAUGAAGCCAGGGAGCUAGGUGAUGUAUGGAGCUGAGGGCGGCUGAUGCAAAGUGGGCCUUCAGAAGUCAGAAU